This is a messenger RNA of Paracoccidioides brasiliensis Pb18, 447 nucleotides long. RefSeq lists its product as uncharacterized. Bases 1 to 447 code for a protein of 148 amino acids. The record is from RefSeq and is a predicted model, not a curated record. The transcript is spliced from 2 exons.
AUGGCGUUGUGGCCGAAGCGCAGAGCAGCCUGCGUUCUAUCAUAUCCAAGAGCGUCUGUAUUCCGCAAGAAGGAUUUUUCUUAUUUUUCCUCUUUCUUUGUCUGUGGUGGCGAAGCUAUAAAUUCGAGUCUUCAAAUUCAAUUGCUUGGGCAAUAUUGUCAGAUCCAGAGGAGAAUGAAGAAGAUGGAACUCACGAAGAGGAGCAUGAAGAAAGCAGAACGACACAAACUGUCUUACAAUAAGUCAAGGGGGAAGGAAGAUUGCCAGCGACUGGAUAAGGUUGCAUUCAGGCGUCGUGCCUGUGUAAGGGGAAAGGUGACGGCAGCUGAGCCAUACUCUGUAGGCUGCUUUGGUAGUUUGGACACACACUUGCAAAGUCCAUUGAAGCGAAAACAUAAUCUAUGUGGUGAUGAUUCCGGGAAGUCCCCAAGCGGAUGGACUGUGUAG